Dovyalis caffra is the source of this 663-nucleotide messenger RNA. Lineage: Eukaryota; Viridiplantae; Streptophyta; Magnoliopsida; Malpighiales; Salicaceae. The record is from the annotation of a GenBank genome assembly.
AUGUCGCCGGUGGUGGAGGAAUUGCUGCAAUUGCAGAUAUCACCGGCUGGAGGAGGAGGGGGAGAUUCGCAUCCAGGAAACGAGCAGCAAGCAGCUGGAGUUGGAAUACUUCUCCAGAUCAUGAUGCUUGUCCUCUCCUUCGUCCUCGGUCAUGUUCUUCGCCGUCACAAAUUCUAUUAUCUUCCUGAAGCUAGCGCUUCACUUCUCAUUGGAUUCAGUCUUUCACCUAAACCAUUCUUCUCCAACUUUGGAGCCAUUGUCACAUUUGCUCUCUUAGGAACUUUUAUAGCUUCUGUUGUUACAGGUGAACUGGGCUCAGAUAUGAACCUUUAUGCCUUGGUGUUUGGAGAAUCUGUCUUGAAUGAUGCAGAUGAACUUCAAAGAACUACCUUCUUUAGAACUCUCCACGAGGUACAUGCUUGCGGAAGGUCUUGGCCUCACUGGUAUAGUGUCAAUAUUGUUCACGGGAAUUGUAAGUGGAAGUUUAAAAAGUUCAAUGUACAACCACUUAUGAUUAUUGGAGCAGAGACCUGGAAAAACAUGUAUUUUUGUGUCUUUCAGGUCAUGAAGCAUUAUACCUACUCAAAUUUGUCAGAAAAUUCACAGCGAUUUGUCUCUGCAUUUUUCCAUCUGAUAUCAUCACUAGCUGAGACAUUUGUGUAA